Molecule: messenger RNA, 1316 nt
Organism: Dothidotthia symphoricarpi CBS 119687
Lineage: Eukaryota; Fungi; Ascomycota; Dothideomycetes; Pleosporales; Dothidotthiaceae
Exons: 1
Coding region: 96-1316 (406 amino acids)
Biological process (GO): lipid metabolic process
Source: RefSeq, a predicted model, not a curated record
CUCUUACUUUCAAAAGCACGUUACCGUCGCUCAGACUACCAUCCCUGACCAUCUACAAACCAUCGUCUCGCAGGCCACACAACCUCACACUCAACAUGACCACCUCCUCCCCAUGGACGCCACACUCUGCACUCACACCUUUCGUCUCCACACUUUUUGCGCUUCUUUACGCUCUCUAUAUUCUCGCCUACCCACCUGAUCACCGGAAACUCAGCCUGUUGCUUCUGGCGCUGCCAAUCACCUACGCAUUCAAGUACCAUCUAGACCUAACACCAAACGCUAGCGUCAAUGAUACGUUCGGGCGUUUCCUAUAUAUCUGGUUUGCACAUAUGAGCUACGAGAUUGCGAUCUUGGAAUUCUCCCCUUCACCUGCGAACAGUAUAGCACGUAAAAGAGGAGGGAGGUUGAGAGAAGCGUACAAGGUGCUCUUUGACCGGAACCACACACAGCGUCGACAAUCAACACUGGGGCCGCAGCGAAGGCAUGAGUUCUCGCGCCUGUCAUUCCUUCUCCGCCAUAUCACUAAAGUCAUCACACUGUAUCUUGCCAUGGCGUCAUGGUAUAUAUUCCUCGACACCCCAUCUUUUACCAUGUCAAGCGACUACGGAUUUGAGAAAGCGUUCUUCUUUCGGCGGCUCCCGUCGUCGCUCAACAUGCGAGAGCUGCGCGUUCGGUUCAAUUUCACGUUCCAGUGGUGCAUAAUCAAUAUGCUUAUGUACGACACGUAUCACUCUAUCUUUGCCGUCCUGUUCGUCGGAUGCGGUCUCGACGCGCCGAAUGAAUGGAGCAUGUCACUGUUCGGUUCGGUAAGCGAAGCGUGGAGCGUAAGGAGAUAUUGGGGGAAGCAUUGGCAUAAUUACAUCUAUCAUUCAUUUUCCGCGCAUGUCAAGAUUUUCACACGAGGAUGGCUUGGUUUGAAGAGAGGCAGGCUACAAACGCGGUUGCUGGAGAAUAUUCUCGUUUUUGCGGCAUCGGGAUUGAUGCAUAGUCUCGUGCGGUGGAUGCAGGACGGCAGUGAUGGGGAUAUAUGGUGUAUUGCUAUCUGGUACACUGCUCAGAUGCUACCUAUCGUCAUUGAGAAUGUGGCGCAGAACAUCUGGGGAAGAGUGAAAGAGAAACUGGUAAUCACGAGCAACAGGUCUGUGAGAGAGCUGGAGAGGCUGGUUGGGUACAUGUGGGUGGUGGGGUGGUUCAUGUGGAGUGUGCCGAAACAGAUACACACGAAGAACGAAUGGACGGACAGACUCAUGCGGAGGAGGUAUCCGGUGACUUACGCUUCUGAGAUGGAGCUGGAGAAGAUGAGUUCAGAAUUUUGA